Cynoglossus semilaevis (tongue sole) is the source of this 2037-nucleotide messenger RNA. Its product is annotated as cysteine and histidine-rich domain-containing protein 1. NCBI's taxonomy places the organism in Eukaryota, Metazoa, Chordata, Actinopteri, Pleuronectiformes, Cynoglossidae. The transcript has 11 exons. Bases 534 to 1796 code for a protein of 420 amino acids. The record is from RefSeq and is a predicted model, not a curated record.
GAUUGGCCAAGUCAGAAUAUGUUCCUUAACAAGUAUGCUAGUUUAGAAGUGAUGAAUUUUGAAAACAAAUGAGAAUCUUUGAAGAUUAACAUUUUUUGUGUAGCCUAAAUAAAUCAAAUCAAAUGUUGGCCGGACUUCGCUGGUAGGUCGCUGGAGCUGUUUUGUCCACAUGUUUUGGCCCCUUGUCCAUGGAGAGCCUGUGCACACCCCUGGUGAAGGCAGCAGGAGACCCUGUUUGUACCGAAACAGCUGACACUCUCCAGCUCCACCUUCUGAUAAGUCCUGACAGCUGUGAGUGGAGACAUGGAGUUGGGGGUGAGUGAGUGACUAUUUUUAUCAUCCAUUCACUCAGACCACUGACACAGACUCCCAGUCUUUCUUUCUCUAUCAGCUCUUUCCAGAAGCGCUUUGCUCCUCCUCUGGAGAAACUUCUGGAAUAAAACUGUUUUAUAGACCAGGCAAAUUUGUCAUUGUGAUCCAGAAAUUCAAGGAGGGGCAGAGUGAGUGCACCGGAGGGGAAAGAAGCUCCAAAGAUGUCUCUGCUGUGCUACAAUAAAGGCUGUGGUCAGAAGUUCCACGCUGACCAGAACAAUGACGAUUCCUGUGUCUUCCAUUCAGGAGUUCCCAUUUUUCACGAUGCUCUGAAGGGCUGGUCCUGCUGCAAGAAAAGAACAACAGACUUCUCAGAGUUUCUCUCCAUCCAGGGCUGCACUCGUGGGCGACACAGCAAUGAGAAGCCUCAGGAGCCGCUGAGACCAGAGGUGAUGUCAGACAAAAGUGACGUCAAGCAAAGCAACAGCAAAGAAAUUAUCUACCAGGGACCGAAGUCUGCAGAGAAGAUGCAGAAGGAGCGACCCAGUUCAAAGGAAGUAAAGGUCACACUGCCACAGAAUGUGUCGGCGUCUCUGUCUCAGGCUCUGCAGAAGCUGGAGAUCAGCCUUAAAGCAGAGGAGAAGGAGAAAGAGAGUCAGGGUGUGAUGCCUGGGACACGGUGCAAGAACUCUGGGUGCAAAACAAGCUAUGAAGGCCCAGAGACAGAUGCCGAGAUCUGUACUUACCACCCGGGCGCUCCUGUGUUCCAUGAAGGAUACAAAUUCUGGAGCUGCUGUUCAAUAAAGACCAUCGACUUCAAUGCUUUCCUGGACCAGAAAGGCUGCAGUACAGGGAAACACCGCUGGCUCCCUAAACAGGACAAGAAGAAAGUGGCCUGUCGACACGACUGGCAUCAAACUGGGAAUAAUGUUGUUGUGACCAUUUAUGCCAAGAACGCUAACCCGGAAUCUUCCCGAAUCGAGGCCAACAGCACCGUGCUUUCGUGUCAAAUCCAGUUCGAGAACGACAAGAUUUUCAAGAAAGACUUUCACCUGUGGGGGGUGGUCAACAUCAGACAGAGCUCUGUCAGCAUGGUCCCAUCCAAAGUAGAGGUUUCCCUGCGUAAGGCUGACCAGGUGUCCUGGGGGAAACUGGAGGAUCCAAACUACAAACCGGAGCCUGAGCCGGUGGAGAACACCUUUAUUGAAGCCAACGAGUCCCUCCAGACCAGCUGGGACAUUGAGGACGACGACAUCAGUGACUCGGACGAGGAGUGGGCCUACGACACGCCAGAAAACAAGGAGAACAAGAGUGAGGUGAAGAAAACCAGCAAUCCACAGAUUGACCAGAGGAAGGAGCUGGAGGAGGAGAUCAAAAAGGCCAUGGAGGAGAAGAGGAGGGCGGAGGAGGAGAAGAGGAAAAGGGAAGAGCAGAGGAUGCAGGAGGAAGAGGAAGGAUAUGAAGACAUGCCUGACCUGGAGUAACGUGUCAGUAACUGCUGUUGGAGAUCAGGAAGGUGCGUUUCGUUGGUAAUCAGUAACAACUUUUGACCACAUAAUGUGUGUGUGUUUUACUGUUAACUGUUAGUAAAACAUGACCUGCAUUAUUUAUGACUAAUCAUUUAAGACCCUAGUGCCUCCUCAAAAAAGCAAAUUGGACUAACGUGCUUAAAGGUGGUGGAAACUAUUAGAAAAUAAAAACAUUUACUGUAACAUGACAAAGCAA